This is a messenger RNA of Dichotomopilus funicola, 6801 nucleotides long. RefSeq lists its product as uncharacterized. The record is from RefSeq and is a predicted model, not a curated record. The transcript is spliced from 3 exons. Gene Ontology annotation, molecular function: carbamoyl-phosphate synthase (glutamine-hydrolyzing) activity; metal ion binding; ATP binding. Gene Ontology annotation, biological process: UTP biosynthetic process; L-citrulline biosynthetic process; L-glutamine metabolic process. NCBI's taxonomy places the organism in Eukaryota, Fungi, Ascomycota, Sordariomycetes, Sordariales, Chaetomiaceae. Bases 1 to 6801 code for a protein of 2266 amino acids. Gene Ontology annotation, cellular component: cytoplasm; cytosol.
AUGGCUGCUCCGCUCUACCGGCCGGCCACGGCGCGCGUUAACAACACCGAGUCUCAAGGAUUGGUCACCCUUGAGCUCGAGGACGGCGCAGCCUACCAGGGCUACAGCUUUGGCGCAUCCAAGAGCAUCUCUGGCGAGCUGGUCUUCCAGACAGGUUUGGUGGGGUACCCGGAGUCCAUCACGGACCCCUCGUACCGCGGCCAGAUCCUCGUCAUCACUUUCCCCCUUGUCGGCAACUACGGUGUCCCUCCGAGGGAAACGCUCGAUGAGCUCCUCGGCGACCUACCCGCUCACUUCGAAUCGUCGCAAAUCCACAUCGCCGGUCUCGUUACGGCUACAUAUGCGGGCGAGGACUUUUCGCACUUCCUCGCAAACUCGUCUCUCGGCACAUGGCUCAAGGAGCAAGGGGUCCCCGCCAUCUAUGGCGUGGAUACCCGUGCCUUGACAAAGCGCAUCCGCGAGAAAGGUAGCAUGCUUGGUCGCAUGCUCCUGGAGAAGAAGGGGCUGUCCGAUGGGGACAGCAGCGAGGGCGAUGCGCUCCCGGGCGUGUUGGGCGACUGGCAGUCUCGCUUCGAGACGGUCGAUUGGGUCAACCCCAAUGAGAAGAACCUCGUAGCAGAGGUCUCACUCAAGGCCCCCAAGCUCUACAAGCCUCCCGCGGCCAAGGCCCUGAACCACCCUUCGGGCCGCCCGCUCCGCAUCCUCUGCCUCGACGUCGGUAUGAAAUACAACCAGUUGAGGUGCUUCCUCAAGCGCGGUGUCGAAGUCCUGGUCUGCCCCUGGGACUAUGACUUCCGUGCCGAGACCUACGACGGCCUAUUCAUCUCCAACGGGCCCGGCGACCCGGCGAUCCUGCAGCCUGUCGUGGAGCGCCUUUCGGUAGCACUAGAAGAAAACCGCACACCCAUCUUCGGUAUCUGCCUGGGCCACCAGCUGCUCGCCCGCGCGGCCGGCGCCCAGACGGUGAAACUCAAGUUCGGUAACCGUGGCCACAACAUCCCCUGCACCAGCAUGGUCACGGGCAAGUGCCACAUCACGUCGCAGAACCACGGCUACGCUGUCGACGCUGCCACGCUCCCCGCGGGCUGGCAAGAACUCUUCGUCAACGCCAACGACGGCAGCAACGAGGGUGUCAUGCACAACGGCAAACCGCACUUCAGCGUCCAGUUCCACCCCGAGAGCACCCCGGGGCCUCGGGACACCGAGUUUCUGUUUGAUGUCUUCAUCCAGACGGUCUCGGACUGCGCGGCGGACAGCAGCCUGCUGCAGAAGGGCGUGCAGUUCCCCGGCGGCACGGUGGAGGAAAACAACCGGCUGCACCCGCGCGUGUCGGUCAAGAAGGUCCUCGUGCUCGGUUCCGGUGGUCUCUCGAUUGGCCAGGCCGGCGAGUUCGACUACUCUGGCAGCCAAGCCAUCAAGGCGCUCAAGGAAGAGGGCAUCUACACGGUGCUGAUCAACCCCAACAUCGCGACGAUCCAGACAUCCAAGGGCCUCGCGGACAAGGUCUACUUCCUGCCUGUCAACGCGGAGUUUGUGCGCAAGGUGAUUCUCUACGAGAAGCCGGAUGCCAUCUACUGCACUUUCGGUGGCCAGACGGCCCUGUCCGUGGGCAUCCAGCUCAAGGACGAGUUCGAGGGGCUCGGCGUGCAGGUUCUGGGCACCCCGAUCGACACCAUCAUCACGACGGAGGACCGCGAGUUGUUUGCGCGGAGCAUGGAUUCGAUCGGCGAGAAGUGCGCCAAGUCGGCCUCGGCCAACACCAUCGAUGAGGCCAUGCGGGUCGUGAAAGACAUUGGUUUCCCCGUCAUCGUCCGCGCGGCCUACGCUCUCGGCGGUCUGGGCAGUGGGUUCGCCAACAACGAGGCCGAGCUCCUCGAGCUGUGUAACAAGGCCUUUGCGGCGAGCCCUCAGGUGCUGAUCGAGCGUAGCAUGAAGGGCUGGAAGGAGAUUGAGUACGAAAUCGUGCGGGAUUGCCAAGACAACUGCAUCACGGUGUGCAAUAUGGAGAACUUUGACCCGCUGGGCAUCCACACGGGUGACUCGAUUGUGGUCGCCCCGUCCCAGACGCUAUCCGACGAGGACUACAACAUGCUGCGGACGACGGCCGUCAACGUCAUCCGCCAUUUGGGGGUUGUCGGCGAGUGCAACAUCCAGUACGCGCUUAACCCCUUUUCCAAGGAGUACUGUAUCAUCGAGGUCAACGCUCGUCUUUCGCGAUCCUCGGCGCUGGCGUCCAAGGCUACGGGUUACCCACUCGCCUUCAUCGCGGCCAAGCUCGGUCUGGGCAUCCCGCUCAAGGAGAUCAAGAACAGCGUGACGAAAGUCACCUGCGCGUGCUUCGAGCCCUCUCUCGACUACGUUGUCGUCAAGAUGCCCCGCUGGGAUCUCAAGAAGUUCACGCGCGUAUCGACGCAGCUCGGCUCGUCGAUGAAGAGCGUAGGCGAGGUGAUGAGUAUCGGCCGAACCUUCGAGGAAGCGAUCCAAAAAGCAAUCCGGUGCAUCGACUUCCACAACCUCGGCUUCAACGAAACACCGGCACUUAUGUCCAUCGACGACGAGCUCCAAACCCCCUCGGACCAGCGGCUCUUCGCCAUCGCUAACGCCAUGGCGGCGGGCUACUCGGUGGAGAAGAUCUGGGAGCUCACUAAGAUUGACAAGUGGUUCCUGGACCGGCUCAAGGGCCUGAGUGAUUUCGCCAAACAGCUCAAGGACAUCAAGGCCUCUGGGAGUGCGCUGCACCCUGGCACCCUCCUCCGGGCCAAGCAGCUCGGCUUCAGUGACCGGCAGAUUGCUACCUUCUGGGGGUCGACCACGGAGCUGGCGGUGCGGGGGAUGCGUCUCGAGGCGGGCAUCACGCCGUUUGUCAAGCAGAUCGAUACUGUUGCGGCCGAGUUCCCGGCGUUUACCAACUAUCUGUAUCUCACGUACAAUGCCAGCGAGCACGACAUUACGUUUGAUGACAGUGGCGUUAUGGUGCUGGGCUCGGGCGUGUACCGCAUUGGGUCGUCGGUUGAGUUCGACUGGUGCUCUGUUCGGGCUAUUCGCACGCUCCGCGAAAACAAGUGCAAGACCAUCAUGGUCAACUGCAACCCCGAAAACGUCUCGACUGACUUUGACGAGGCGGAUCGUCUCUACUUUGAGCCCAUCAACAUGGAAACCGCCCUCGAUAUCUACGAGGCCGAGAAAGCAAGCGGUGUGUUGGGGGCCAUGGGCGGUCAAACACCCAACAACAUCGCGCUCCCGCUCCUGCGCGCAGGCGUCAACGUCCUGGGCACAUCACCCGAGAUGAUCGACACGGCGGAGAACCGGUACAAGUUCGCACGCAUGCUGGACCGCAUCGGCGUGGACCAGCCGACGUGGAAAGAGCUGACCAGCUUCGACGAGGCCAAGGCGUUCUGCCAAAAGGUCACGUACCCGGUGCUGGUGCGCCCCUCAUACGUGCUCUCGGGCGCGGCCAUGAACACGGUGUACUCGGAACACGACCUGGAGAGCUACCUGCAGCAGGCCACGGAUGUCUCGCCGGAGCAUCCUGUGGUGAUCACCAAGUACAUUGAGAACGCCAAGGAGAUCGAGAUGGAUGCCGUGGCCAAGGAUGGGCAAGUCGUGGGCCACUUCAUCUCGGAGCAUGUCGAGAACGCGGGUGUACACUCGGGAGAUGCCACCCUGAUCCUCCCCCCGCAGGACCUGUCGGCGACGACGAUUCAGCGCAUCGAGGAGGCCACGCGCAAGAUCGGUGACGCGCUCAACGUCACGGGCCCGUUCAACAUCCAGUUCAUCGCCAAGGACAACGACAUCAAGGUGAUUGAGUGCAACGUGCGGGCGUCGCGGUCGUUCCCCUUUGUGUCCAAGGUCAUGGGCGUCGACCUGAUCGAGAUGGCCACCAAGGCGAUCAUGAACCUGCCGUUCGAGGAGUACCCGGAGAUCCAGUGCCCGCCGGACUGCGUGGGCGUAAAGGUCCCGCAGUUCUCCUUCUCCCGCUUGUCCGGGGCCGAUCCCGUGCUCGGCGUGGAGAUGGCGUCGACGGGCGAGGUCGCUUCGUUCGGCGCUGACAAGUACGAGGCGUACCUCAAGGCGCUGCUGUCGACGGGGUUCAAGGUGCCGCGCAACAAGAUCCUGCUGUCGAUCGGGUCGUACAAGGAUAAAGAAGAGAUGCUGCCGUCGAUCAAGAAGCUGCAGGAGAUGGGGUACAAGCUGUUCGCGACGGCGGGCACGGCAGAUUUCCUGGGCACGCACGGCGUGCAGGUGCAGUACCUCGAAGUGCUGCCCAAGGACGAGGACCAAAAGUCCGAGUACUCGCUGUCGCAGCACCUGGCCAAGAACAUGAUCGAUCUCUACAUCAAUCUGCCGUCCAACAACAAGUACCGCCGCCCUGCCAACUACGUCAGCAAGGGGUACCAGACGCGCCGCAUGGCCGUCGACUACCAGGUGCCGCUGGUGACCAACGUCAAGAACGCCAAGAUCCUGAUCGAGGCGCUGGCCCGGCACUUUGAGCUGGACAUUGGCGUGCGCGACUACCAGACCAGCCACCGCACACUGCAGCUCCCGGGGCUCGUCAACAUCGCGGCGUUUGUACCCGGUUUAGUCUCGCGCGAGAGCGCCGACCUACAACGGGUGACGCAGGCCUCGAUCGCGGCCGGGUUCAGCAUGGUGCGCAUCAUGCCAGUCGGCAAAGAGGGUGCCAUCUCAGACGUCAAGACCCUCAAAGUCGCGCAGCAAAACGCCAAACGCGGCGCGUACUGCGAUUUCAACCUCUCGAUCGCGGCCACAUCCGAAAACGCGCACCAGAUCAGCCACGCAGCCGGCGAGGUCGGCUCGCUAUUCAUCCCCUUCAACCACCUGACCGACAACAUCAGCAAGGUCGCCGCGGUGGAAGCGCACUUUGACGCUUGGCCCAAACACAAACCCAUCGUCACGGACGCGCGCACCACCGACCUGGCGUCUAUCCUGCUGCUCGCCAGCCUGCACAGCCGUCGCGUGCACGUCACGGCGGUCACGACCAAGGACGACAUCAAGCUCAUCGCGCUGGGCAAGGAAAAGGGGCUGCAGGUUACCUGUGAUGUUAGCGUGUACUCGCUGCAUCUAUCGCAGCGUGAUUACCCCGGCUGUCCGUUCUUGCCGACGGAAGAUGACCAGGCUGCGUUGUGGGCGCAUCUCGAGACUAUUGAUGUGUUCUCUAUUGGUAGUCUUCCGUACCAGCUUGCUCAUUUCCUAGGCAAGCCCGCGGAUGUGACCGUUGGUAUUGCCGAUGCCUUACCGCUACUGUUGACCUCGGUGGCUGAGGGCAGGCUGACCGUGGACGAUGUUAAGGCCAAGCUGCACGACAACCCGCGCGAGAUCUUUGAGCUCCACGAGCAGCUGGGUGCCACUCUAGAGGUUGAGAUCGACCGCCCGUACACAGUCAAGCCGACGGCCGCGGGCUCCUCCUGGUCGCCUGUCGAGGGUAAAGUCCUCAAGGCCUCGAUCCAGCGCGUGACCUUCCGCGACGAGGUCGUCUGCCUAGACGGUUCCAUCCUGUCGGUGUCCCCCCGGGGCAGCGACAUGUCUUCUCACGGGGCUCUUGCAGCGGCCAACACGACCACCACCGUGUCGUCCCCCGCGGUUAAGCCCGUGACAGGCCAGCGUCAUCCCAUGUCCCCUCUGUUGGAUGACCGCCGUUCGCAGCUCAGGUCUUCACACGGCCGGCCAGCAUCCAAGGACACCACGAUCGGGGCCGCGGCCACCAGCUUCGGCUCGUUUAACCAGCCGACUGCUGCCCGGGCUCACGGUGCAGACACAGACCAUCAUCACCACCAUCAGUUCGGUCUGGGUCUAUCCGCCCUCCAGCCGCAUCAACAACCGCACAUCUCCCCCCUGCAAGAGAUGCUCUCGGCCCCAUCGUCCUUCAAGAAGGCCCACGUCCUCUCCGUCGCACAAUACACCCGCUCCGACCUCCGCCUCCUCUUCCACAUCGCCCAAGAAAUGCGCCUCGGCGUCCAACGCGAAGGCGUCCUCGACAUCCUCAAAGGCCGCGUCCUCGCGACCCUCUUCUACGAGCCCUCCACCCGCACCUCCGCCUCCUUCGACGCGGCCAUGCAACGCCUCGGCGGCCGCACCAUCGCCAUCUCAACCUCCACCUCCUCCGUGCAAAAAGGCGAAACCCUCCAAGACACCAUCCGCACGCUAGCCUGCUACGCCGACGCCAUCGUCCUGCGCCACCCCUCCGAAACCUCCGUCGACACCGCCCGCAAAUUCUCCCCGGUCCCCGUCAUCAACGGCGGCAACGGCAGCAAAGAACACCCGACCCAAGCCUUCCUGGACCUCUUCACCAUCCGCGAAGAACUCGGCACCAUGCAAGGUCUCACGAUAACCUUCGUAGGCGACCUCCUGCACGGCCGCACCGUGCACUCCCUCGUCUCCCUCCUCCGCCACUACCAAGUCAAAGUCCAACUCAUCUCCCCGCCAUCCCUCGCCCUCCCCGCCUCCGUCCGCCAACUCCUCGUCAACGACUCCAACACAUCCCUCCUAACAGAAUCCUCCACCCUCACCCCGGAAAUCCUCUCCCGCACCGACGUCCUCUACUGCACGCGCAUCCAAAAAGAGCGUUUCGCCAACCAAGCCGAGUACGAAGCCGUCAAGCACGCCUAUCGUAUCGAUGGCGGGACACUCAAGCACGCCAAGAGCACGACUGUGGUGCUACACCCGCUGCCGAGGAAUGAGGAGGUCGCGGAGGAGGUGGAUUUUGAUCAGCGCGCUGCGUACUUUAGACAGAUGAGAUACGGUCUCUACUGCCGCAUGGCUUUGCUCGCGUUGGUCAUGUCGUAG